UUUCAGAAUCAACAUUCAAUAAAACUUGGAAGAAGGAGGUAUGUCGUACAUUCUUGAUUGGAUCAGUACCUAUCGGAACAAUAGGAAAAUUCUACUUUUAAUCGUAUAUAUCGCUUUGUUUCUUGAUAAUAUGCUUCUAACUACAGUUGUGCCAAUUAUUCCUGAAUAUCUACUCCGUAUGGAACAUCCGAAUGAAACUGACAUUCUGUUCAGUCACAACUCUCAAAAGCGUGUGAAACGUCAGUGGGAAGAUGAUGACAGCUGGGAUGUUCCUUUGAAACUGGGUAAUAAUGCUGAUAUUGAUUGGGACGAGAACCCGAUCGGCCCAGUUGGACGAAGUGAGAGGAGAAAGGAGUCGGACAGAAAAAAUCAUAAUAGUAAAAACCGCGAAUACAAUGAUCGAAGAAAAUAUAUGUCUCCUGCUGCCAAGAAACCUCCGGUAGAAACUGAAGAACCUGCGGUACGUACAAUAAGUGAGGAAGAAAGGCAUAAGCUCCUGGCCAGUGAAAAUGUACACGUUGGACUCAUGUUUGGAUCCAAAGCUCUGGUUCAGCUUCUAGUUAAUCCAUGGAUUGGACCUCUUACAAAUAGAAUCGGCUACACUAUGCCUAUGUUCGGAGGUUUUGUCAUCAUGUUCUGCUCGACCAUCCUCUUUGCAUUUGGAGAUUCUUAUUUCACACUAUGGUUGGCUAGAGCACUACAAGGCGUGGGGUCAGCAUGCACAAGUACUUCAGGAAUGGGUAUGCUUGCACAAGCUUAUCCAGACGAUCUGGAAAGAGGAAGUGCAAUGGGUAUAGCGCUUGGAGGCCUGGCACUGGGAGUACUAGUUGGUCCUCCGUACGGUGGAUUAUUGUACCAAUGGAGUGGAAAAGAACUACCAUUUGUCCUUCUCGCCCUUCUUGCUCUCUUCGAUGGAUCAAUCCAAUUCAUGGUUUUGCAACCAAAAAUUGAUAGAGGAGAACCGGAAGGUUCAAGCAUCAAACAACUGGCUAAGGACCCGUACAUCAUCGUUGCUGCAGGAGCAAUCACCAUCGGAAAUCUGGGAAUAGCAAUGCUGGAGCCAUCGUUGCCCUUAUGGAUGAUGGAAUCAUGGGGAGCUAAUUCGUUGGAACGUGGAGCUGCAUUUCUGCCAGCUUCAAUCUCUUAUUUGAUUGGAACGAACAUUUUUGGACCUUUGGCUCAUCGCAUAGGAAGAUGGCUCUCCUCUUUCAUUGGUCUUGUCGUCAUUGGUUUCAGUCUUCUGUCGAUUCCUUCUGCAACGUCCGUCGCCGGACUUAUCAUCCCUCACGCUCUCCUCGGAUUCUCUAUCGGUAUGAUUGAUGCGUCGAUGUUCCCACUCAUGGGCUACCUUGUUGAUAUCCGUCACGUCGGUGUCUACGGAUCGAUCUAUGCCAUUGCCGAUGCCGCCUUUUGCUUCGCCUUUGCCCUUGGACCAUUCUUCUCCGGACCACUUGUCAAGAGUCUAGGAUUCCCAACGAUGAUGUACAUCAUUGCCGUCAUCAGCUUCUUAUACGCCCCUCUCAUGUUCCUUCUGAAAAACCCCCCUGUUCUAAUUGAGCCAACCCCCCAAACACAGUCAGUGGAGCUUCGUCAAAAUGGAGACUCGAGAGUCACAAAUGAGAAUUACGAAAGAAUUGAGGGAAUGAAUAUUGCUGGACAACUCCAGCAAAACAAUAUGUACUCUGCAACCAGUGCAUUUUAGAAUUAAAUAAACUUUUUCAUUAGUCUCUCCUACAUGCAAGUUAACCGCCCGUAAUUUUUUAAAACUAAAUUUUGUUCUCAACUACUUUUAAUCGUUCUUUGUUUAGUCAAUUUUAUCAUUUAAUUCAAUCAUUUUUCAUUGAUCAUCUAUGUUUUUGAAAUUAUUUAAUUUUUUCCUGAAAUGUGUGAAUGAGCGCAAAAUUGUCCAAUUUCUGUGUAGUUAAAUAAAUGAUUCUCUGGAA
Messenger RNA from Caenorhabditis elegans, 1943 nucleotides. RefSeq names its product Major facilitator superfamily (MFS) profile domain-containing protein (gene cat-1). Gene Ontology annotation, cellular component: membrane. Bases 41 to 1702 code for a protein of 553 amino acids. Lineage: Eukaryota; Metazoa; Nematoda; Chromadorea; Rhabditida; Rhabditidae. Gene Ontology annotation, molecular function: transmembrane transporter activity. The record is from RefSeq and is marked reviewed. The transcript is spliced from 11 exons. Gene Ontology annotation, biological process: proton transmembrane transport; dopamine uptake; transmembrane transport.